UAUUAACAUUGUUUUCAGCUUUAGGAAAAAUGCAAUUCAAUCAUUUUAUACAACCACAGAAAUAUGAAUAUGAAUCGGCGAUACGACAUUCACCAGCGUGGUCGGCCUAAAUUCCAAUGGUUCGGCACCUAUGGCUUUGCCAGAGGAGGAUUAAAAAGCCGGUGAAGUGGGGCAAGCAACGAAUGAAGGCGAAACGCGCUACACUGAACGCGAAACACUGAAUGUAGUGCGGAGAGGAAGCAAAGAGAGUUAGAAGAAGAAGAGAAGGAGGAGGAAAAAGAAGGGAUGAAGUCGGUGCAAGCAUCGAUGGAGCUAUGGAGCCUCUCGUUCUUUAGCGAGGCGUUAGUAAAGCGCCGGUAACGUUUGCUUCGGCUCUGUUCAAUCAGUCUGUUUUGUUCAUCUCGUUGCGUUUCUUUUAUAAUACACGGGAUUUUACUGUACGACGAACGCGCGCUAUAUCGCGUAGCGUAGUUUAACUUUGAUCUGCGAAAGCGAAGUGUUUCACAGGCUAAUUACGUCCACUCGCUGUAUCGUCCCGCAUCGAGCCAAUUGCACGAGCGCGAAUAAUCGAGAUCAAUUAAGCGCACGCGAUGACUUCCGCGUAUGAGGCGACGACGGAACGCGGACAGCAGAAGACGAUGACUCUGCGCGACUCCGCGAAAGCUCACUUCGACGGUCGAGAGCUAGACAACCCGGACAAUUUUGUCGUUGAUAUGGAGGAGACCUCAUCGUCACGACGAGCCAGUCUCACAACAGGUAAUUCCUCUUUCGAGGAAUUCGCAGUGAAAGUUAGUGUUUUGCCCGAUGAAUCAUUUCAAGAUGAUUUGAGCGCGCUCGACGAAGAUGCACGAAGGAUGACGGAAAAUGCGUGCAAGAAAGAGGGUAAAAAUGAAAAAAGUAUUGAUACUUCGCGAAUGAAUAAAGCCAGGAACGAAUUGAUCUUCAAAGAUAAUGAGGAACAUGAGGAGGAGAAUUCGGUUUUGAAUUUAUCAGCGAAUAAUAGCACCGCGACGGAAAACGCAUCCACGUGUCAUGCGAAAGAGGACGGACAGAACGACGAAGUCGAGAACCAAGAGAAAUUCAAGGAUCAGAAACAAAGAAAUCGGAGCAUGCUGGAGAUUGGAGUACAAGAACGACAUAUGACAUACGACAGCAAUGCUUGUAUCGGAGAUAAGUCCCGAGAUUUUACGGCGGGAGAUAUACGAGCUUGUUACGAGAAAGUGGCGGAACUUCGUCUGGACACGAAGGCCGAGAUGCAGGAUGAGAGGACUGAAAGGGAGAUUAUUAUCGGUCGCCAGGACAGCGAUUCGUUCUACGAUGCCGUGCGAUCGGGAGACGUUAAGCGCGUCUCAGCGUUGAUCGCCAGCGGCUGCGUGCAAAACCUGGAUGAACCGGAUUGGAACGUGUCAGGUGAUCCACCCCUAUUGAUGGCGGCAACGAAUCAUUGUUUGCCUGUGCUCAGAAUGCUGUUGACGAACGGAUGCGAUCCAGCUGUGCGUUCGCCGCGUGGUGAAACGGCACUUCAUAGAGUGAUCCUGAACGGCGGGCCGGGCAAUGUGUUGAAAUUCGUGGAGGAUCUCUUGAGGCAUGGCUGUCCGCCAGGCGUCAAAGAGGCCGGCGGUGGGUCGACAGCGUUGCACAUGCUCUCCCGUCAGCUGGCACACGCACCGCUGAAGUCCCACCAUCACGAUUUCGACGCCGCCUUGAAGACAUUGGAAUUGCUGGCAAAAGCUGGACCCAUCAACGCCAAGGAUCACCAAGGCCGAAGCGUCCUGCAUAUCUUAGCAUCUUCGACCGUCUUCGAUAACAAUUGCAAGACCGACAUCGAGUCGGUGAUCGGAACACUCCUGACCGCCGGGGCGGACACCGCGUUGAAGAAUGAUCGCGGCGAGACGGCGUUGCACGAGAGUCUGGAGUGCGGCACGUUGAACACGGCGACGUUGUUGAUGCCGCGCACGCCGACGGACAUUGUAUCGCGAUAUGGUGAAACCCCGCUGCAUAUAGCUGCGCGAAAGAACCACAUCGACGUGGUGAUGUGGCUGCUGGAGCACGGUGAAGAUCCCGGGACGCAAGACGCCGGCGGUAACACGCCGUUGCAUCUCGCAUCGGCGAGGGGAUUUCAUCAGACGGUGUCGCUGUUAGUCACCUCGCCCUUGGCUCAAUUGGAGAGGGUCAACGUCGACGGUCUGACGGCGCUGCAGAUUGCCGCCGAGAGCGGAUUUGUCAACGCCGUUAAGGUGUUGCUCAAGGCCGGCGCCGAUCCCAGUCAAACCAUGCGCUAUUGCGCGACGAUCCUGCGCCGUCAUCCCGACAUCUCAGUUCUUAUAGACUAUGAAUUGACCAGACGUCGACAGCUUGCCGCUUGAUCGCGCGCCGCCACCUUAUGAUUCUCACCUCUGCUGGUAUUCAGUAAUUGCUUCAAAUUACUAAAUAGAGAUUACUAUGUAUAAAAUUGUAAUUGUCACACACUUGUUAUUGCUCAAUAUUGCGAUACGUAUCGCGGAUUUGAAAUUAUACGUGCAAUCGUAAGCAUAAUAUAAAAUCCCGUUGCCAUAUAAAUUCCAGUUGUGGAUUAAAGUGCAACUUAAUUUUGAAAAGACUGCGACACGAGAGAGAUUUACUAUUUAAAAUAUAUAAAACAUCGGAAUAUUAUGUGCACAGAUAUAUAUUUUCAUAUCGUUGUUGUCAUCUUAAUUUCGAGACAUCAUAUUAUUAUUACAUUUAACAUUUCAAUUACGUUUACUUGUUGUCACUGUCGAAUUAUUUGAAGAGGGAUUAAUAAAAUGACAUAGUUUUUUUUAUAACAUUAGUGUAUAUUUUAUAAAUCCAUACAAUCUGUAAAAUAAAGCGCGGAAAUGAAUAAAUCGGGAGCAUGUCUAUAUAUACAGCUAUAUAAGUGUAAACAGAUUUUAUAUAAACCAUUUUCCUCAAAGUAUCACAUGAUGUCUGGAAGGCUGUGUUAGAGUUAUAACAUAAAUAUUAUAUAAUAAUCUCUCUCUCGUACACAAUGUACAUAUAAUGUAUAAUUUACUAUACUUUGCUACAUUAAAACGUCAAGAAGACACUGUAUAAAAAUAAAUACGUCUUCCCUCUAUUUCAUACAGGCUUUUUCCUAUUACAUGCACAUAGGAUAGAAUAGAAACGAAUUUACAAAUCCUUUUUCGACGCACAUCUAUUACAAAAUAUAUUUUACAGCUGACAUUUUAAUUUACGUACAUUUUGCACUGUCGAUCUUAGAUCUUCUUGUGUAUUGCACAAAAAAGAAGAAAAAGUUCAUGAAAACAAUAUUUGCCAAUCGAUCGUAUAAAAUAUUAUAUUAAUUCGCGAAAUAUAUAUAUAUACAUAUUUAACAAAUCAAUAUUAAAAACAUAUUUCAAUAAAUGCAUUCGUUACGAAUGUGUGCAUUUUAAAGAAAAUCGGAAAAUGUGUGCUAGCAUACGUAAUACUGUCGCACGACGAAUUCUGAGACACGUUGCCAACUUUUCGUGGCUGCUACUGAUAAAAAGCUCUUUCUAAUGAUAUCAUUACAUGUAAUUAUGGUACGCGCAUUUAGUGUAGCAUAAACAAUUCAUACAUCUAUACACACACAAACACACAUUCUUCGAUAAAAAUUCAAUUCGAUGUAUUUGUCUAUAAUACAGCUGUUAUAUUGCAUAUUCACGAUUGACACUAUCAUUGUUAUCGGCUAUGUCUAUUUUGAGAACCUUCGCAUGUAGCACAAGAAAGCAUAUAUAUAUAUAUAUAUAAAGGCUUUCUUGUGCUAUAUGCGAGUGUUUUUAAAAUAUAUAUAUAAACAAACCUGAAGAAACAUAUAUAUAAACAAGUCUGAAUAUAUAUGUUACAGCUUCAAACUUUGAACAUCAUUAUAAAAGAGAUUUAUGCUUUUUUUUGGCACAUUCUACUUGUAUAUUUACAUAACAAUCCACAACGGGAUUGUAUUUACAUAACAAUCCCAUAAAAAUGCUCAACACGCACGUUUAUCUUUUCGAUAACACUUUCUUUCAUUUUACAGCAGUUUUUUAAAUUAUAGUUCUUAAAUUUUCAAAAAUCUUUAACUUUAUUAAGUCACCAAUUAUAAUGCAUAAUAAUAAUCUGGUACAAGAAAAACGUAUGAAUUGCGUUAUCAAAACUCAUGUAUGGCUCCACAAAUAUGGCUCUAAGAAUAUUAUUGUAACAAUAGAGCUCGAUUACAUAUUCUAUGUCAUCUAAGAUAUCUUAAACCAUACAUUCUUAAAGACAGAUUCUUUGGAUAAAUAAUUGUACAUUUUUUUAAUGUAAAUGUACACAUCUCUCUCUCUAUGAUAUUUUAAUGUAUUUGAGCACUGAUGAUAAUUUUGUUAGAAUUAUAGGCCAUGCUAAAAAUGUUGCGGUAUACAUUUAUAAAAACUAAAAUACAUGAAUUAAUGCAUAUUUAAUAAUUUAGAAAAAGAAUAUUUUUUUUACAGCUGAGGCCUUUGUAUUAGGUUUGUUGUGUUUGUAAUACACUACAUAGAGAACAAAAAUCUUAUCUAUGCCAAGCACAUUGCACAAUGUUACUUAUCAUAUGUUUCCUAUAUUAACAUUAAUUGUUCUAACUUUCUCUUCAAUGUGCACGCAUAUAUUAUACAAAUUAUAUUACAUAUAAUUUUCUGGCGACACUACACUACAAUAUUUGUUAGAGAUGAGCAUUAUCUAUACGGGUAUUUCAUCAUGCAAUAUUUAAAUAUUUCAUUUGUAUAUUCUAAAAAUUAGUUAGAAUCCGAAAAUAUCUCCUAAUGAAGAUGUCGUCGUCACAAUAUUUUCGAAAUUACAAAAAUAUUGAUAAAAAUUAGGAUAUCUGUCAAAUUUGAAAUUUUGUAAUCUUAAUAUUUUGCCCAUCUUUGAUAUUUAUUAUAAACUGAUUUUAUAUAGGCCUGAAUUCUUUUUGCUCUCUACUAAAAUGGAGACUUUCAUGUAAUAAUAUAUUUAAUAUAUAUAUUACUUUGAUACACAUGUAUAUCCAACAGAAAUUUUUUAUAUCCUCUAUCAACGAUAUUUUUAAAAUGUCUCUAUAGAAGGCCAAUUUAUUUAUUUUCUGUAUAAAAUUAUUGAACAUUAAAGCCAGAGAGAUCUCAUAUUAACUUAUUCACUACCAAUUUUUAAUCGAUUUAUAAAUUUAUGUAGAACCUGCAAAAAAUUUUAUUUAUCGCGGAAAAUCAUAAAACAGAUCGUUCAACAUUAUUGCUCAAAACCGCUCGUUUAUUCUUCGUUGCAUUAAAAAAUAUUUGAAAUUGUACAUUAAUGAAAGAUGUACUUUUUCUACAGUUGUUUUUAAAGUAUUCUUUUUCUGAAUUUAUUAAUCUUCCUCUUUACGUAUCAUUUAAUUCAGUUUUUUAUCAAUUAAUUUAGUUAAAAGUAUUCAUUCGUAUUUUUUGAAAGUAUUCGCGGCAUUGAAAAAUGUUAAUUAUACAUACACGCACGCACACACAUAAAUAAUAUUAAUGCAAUAGAAAAUAAAUCAGAUAUCCAGGAUAAUGUUACCAUAUUUUUCAAAAUUAUGCAUUGUGAAUAUUAUCACAUUUAAUUAUUUGAUAUAUAUUGGUUUUUUUAUAUCAAUCAAUUAUUUUUUAAACGAUAAACUGCGAAAGUACUACAUUUUGUUUGUUAAGUAUUUAUAUAUGGCAGUGAAUACGUUAAUAUUAUCAAACAAUGCGUAUUUUUCAAGUUUUUAUUUUUACAUGUGAUAUCAUUGUCUUUGAUCCAAGAGUUCGGAAAUGUACUGAUUCUGUUCUACAAUUAUUAAGAGAAUCUUAUUAAUAAAUAUCUAAAAAAAUUGUGUUUUUUUCGAUAUCAUUAUCAUUUAUGUCUUUUCUCUGCGACAUAGGCAUUUUUUAAUAAUUUUUUGAUAAAUUAUAAUAAAAUAAAUAACGGGAAACUUUGUAUAAUAAAAGAAUAUUAAAUUUAAAUGCAUAACAAAUUGUAUCAUAAUAAAGAGAACAAAUAUUGAAGACACUGAUUUUAAAUGUCGAGUGUAAAGAGACGAACGCAAAUUAAAUAAAUCCCAGGAGAAAUAAUCUACAUAUGAUUGCACGCAUGGCGAUCAAUAAACGGGAAAAUCCGUAGCCGAAUGGAUCAUAUAUAUAUAUCACGAUAAAUAAAAGUAGAAGAAUCCUACCCAUAAUGCGAGAGAGAAUAUACAUAAUAAAUUAGUUAUUCUUUUCCAUAUAAAUAGAGAAUAGCAAAAAGAAAAUAGGCACAUAUCUAUAUAUUUGCAUAAAAUUAAUUAUAUAUGCAUCUACGUAAAAUUUGACAUUAUUCCUUUUUCGAUUAUUUCAGGAUUUUGUUGCUCUUACGGCAAACAAUUUUUUAUUGUCGCUGACUUAAAGAAAUUCUUUUACAUAAAAAGAUAUAUGCGAUAUAGGGGCAAUCUAACGCAACACAUUUUAAAAGAAAUAAAUAGGAAUAAUAUCCCAUUUAAUAAAAUGUUUUUUCGUAAAAUAAAAUUUGUUAUUUCUAUAAUUUAAUUCAAUCGACACGAUUGAAUUAUCGGAAAUAGUGGUUCACAGACUAAAUUUUUUCUAACGAGAGAGAGAGAGAGAGAGAGAGAGAGAGAGAGAGAGAGAGAAAGAGAGAACUGGAAUGCAAUUUAUUUAUUUAAAAAAAUAAAAGUCUAUGUUUUUUGCAAUUAUUUCUACGUAUCUUUUAACACACGCGAUUGUAUUUCUAUGUGUGCGUGUGUGUGUCAAAAAAUAUUUUAUGACUGAUAAACAGACUUAUACUUGAUUCGAUUAUAUCUGUUUCCUAUACAUACAUUUUUGGUUUAACAUAAAACAUGUAAAUA
Formica exsecta is the source of this 6799-nucleotide messenger RNA. Its product is annotated as ankyrin-3-like. Bases 591 to 2366 code for a protein of 591 amino acids. Gene Ontology annotation, molecular function: protein binding. The record is from RefSeq and is a predicted model, not a curated record. NCBI's taxonomy places the organism in Eukaryota, Metazoa, Arthropoda, Insecta, Hymenoptera, Formicidae. The transcript is spliced from 3 exons.